ACAUGUAUCUUAGAUUUCGUUCCUUUUGCAAACAAAAAUCUUAAAUAUUGCCAAUGACCAAUUUCUUUUUUUUUUUUUUUUUUAACAACGCAUUUAAUGUAUAUAUGUAUGUAAAGGGGAAAAAAAUGAUAUAUUGAAGAUUUCACAUUUAUUCCACUGAAGAGCCGUAGAGCGAAAGCGCUUUGGAAUAAAUGUGAAAUCCUCAACUUAUUAUUUCUGUCUAUAUUUUGCGUAUACCUAUUUCAUUCUAAUCUAUCUAUCUAUCUAUCUAUCUAUCUAUCUAUCUAUCUAUUUAAUUUGACAGAAAAUCAGUAAGAUGGGUUUGUGGUGAUUUCAAAACUCUCUCUACAACCUUAGCAGGGGUACAUUGAAUUAUUUCAUGGUAACGAAGAUAAUUGCUUUUUUCUAAAUGUAUUUUUUUUUCCUUUUGAAGCUAUGCAGCCUUACAAUAGCCACGUGAUUUUCCCGCCACGACCGCCAUUUUUAAGUCGCCACUCUCCUUUAUCCUAUCCCUUGCAAUCACACCCAGUGUAUCUCCCUUUCCAUGGAAAUCCUUUCGCACUACCGCCUCCAUUAUACUUUGCUGACAGGGUUACAGCAGAUUUGCUGUUUGAAGCGCAGUUUGGUUGUCAGAGGAAGCAGAGGAGAUGCAGAACAGCAUUCACAAACCAACAACUGUCCACACUGGAGAAAACUUUCACUAAAACCCACUAUCCGGAUGUGGUCAUGAGAGAGAGGCUAGCGAUGAUGACCAAUCUCCCAGAGGCUCGAAUUCAAGUAUGGUUCAAAAACAGAAGAGCUAAAUAUAGAAAGAAACAAAAAGUCUUGCCUAGUUUGGAAUCCAGUCAUGAGUCAAGGGAUGCGGGCCAAUCAGAAGCAAGUGUUGCCAUAGAGACUGACGCGACAGCAGACGAGGAAAUGACAGAUGUCAUCGUGGAUGUAGUGAACGGCGAGGAGGCAGAUUCGUGCACGAUAGAAACAGAUGAAAAAUCUGGACUAGAAAAUGAAGAACCAGACCCAAGCAGUAGAAGUUCUUUAUUAGUAACACAAGAAUCUGAAGUACAUUGCAAACAUGAUGACAAAAAGAGAAACGGUGACUAUGUUGAAUCUAAGACGCAGGCAUUACCGUCAUCAGCUAUAUAUCCAACUGGAAAUGAGACUUUGAAAUUUCCAUUGACAACACCACUGCCUUCAUUUCAAAUAUUCAACAAUCAGAGACAAUUUGAUCUUCCGCCUCCUCACAGUUUUGAACUAGCCUUGUGUGUAAGAGACGGUACCCUCCCUUCGUCGUAUCAUAGAGCCUCGCAUUUUGGUGACGGUCACCCACUGUUUCUUAGCAAAUACAAAAGAGAGGGCCCUGCAUCUGCCCCCUACUAUAACACUAGUAUUGAAAGUCUUCACUCUAAGGCAAAACUGUUUUAUGAAUCUUUAGGUAAAUCAUAAAAGCACUUAUAUGUGAUAUGCCUGAAGUGCUCUGUAGGGUCGCCAAAAAUGACAGUCAUGGUCAUGUUAUUGUUUCAAAUCAAAAUUGCGUCGAUCCAGAAUUAUGACACCAUAAGAAAGGCGCUAAGAUGGGUACUUAGCCUUGAAAUGACUUAUGUUUCUUACAGUUAUUCGUUUAAACAUAUCGAUCACAGGCUUGGACAAAUUUUAUUUAUCUUUCCAGAACAAUAUGUGACAGAAAAAAUGUUUGUUUCUUUUCUAAGAGAAAAAGUUAACGAAUAUUAGCUUUUUAAAGUAGAUUGUAGUCAAGUUGAGAAAUUAUGCCACCUUUGAAACUAUCUAUCGAAAUGAAUGUUAAUUAUAAGAAAUUUUAACGGACAUGAUAUUUUUUUGAAAUAAAAAGAAUGUCAUUUUAUUAUUUUAAGCUUCUCGGGGGACUUAUACACACAUGUAGUUGGUUUUAUACUGUUUAACGUCCCUCUCGAGGAUAUUUCACUCAUAUGGAGACGUCAUUAUUGUCUGUGAAAGACUGCAAAAUAUAGGUCUAUGCUCGGCGAUUAUGGACUUUGAGCAGGGACGGAUCUUUAUCGUGCCACACUUGCUGUGACACGGCGCUUCGGUUUUUGCGGUCUCAUCCGAAGGACCACCCCAUUUAGUCGCCUCUUACGACAAGCAAGGAGUAAUGAGGACCUAUUGUAACCGGAACACGUAUGUUGUCUUGAUGUUGCAAGAGCAUUGUAAUGAAACAGUGAUGGCUGAUGAAAUAUGUGUAGCUCCUGUAGAGUAAAAUGUGGGCAACAAAAUGAUUUCAUCUGUUCAUCAUGCUGUGAAAUAGUUUGGAUGAUAAAUAUAAAAA
Messenger RNA from Ostrea edulis (European flat oyster), 2299 nucleotides. Its product is annotated as diencephalon/mesencephalon homeobox protein 1-like. The coding region runs from base 436 to 1443 and encodes 335 amino acids. Gene Ontology annotation, molecular function: RNA polymerase II transcription regulatory region sequence-specific DNA binding; DNA-binding transcription factor activity, RNA polymerase II-specific. The record is from RefSeq and is a predicted model, not a curated record. Lineage: Eukaryota; Metazoa; Mollusca; Bivalvia; Ostreida; Ostreidae. The transcript has 5 exons. Gene Ontology annotation, biological process: regulation of transcription by RNA polymerase II.